This is a messenger RNA of Hyaloscypha bicolor E, 3411 nucleotides long. RefSeq lists its product as uncharacterized. The record is from RefSeq and is a predicted model, not a curated record. NCBI's taxonomy places the organism in Eukaryota, Fungi, Ascomycota, Leotiomycetes, Helotiales, Hyaloscyphaceae. The transcript is spliced from 5 exons. Bases 427 to 3411 code for a protein of 994 amino acids.
CGGCAACACCAAGUCCUCAUUUUUGGGGUUUGGCCAUAAGCUAGUUGGAGGCCUUUGUAUAUCCAGAAGAUCUACAAAGUUGAAUCUUCUUUCCCUUCACCACCUUCGGCCGCCAACUUCAACAAUGCCUCACCAAAAUCAACCAUAGCCGUAAUGGGAAACACCUUUGGUCAGGGCCGACGCCCUGCUCAGGUGCAGCAGCUUACCAUCCGCGCAUCCACCACUCUCCGACUUGGUUGGCUGAGGGUCGUGUGAGACAUCUCUUUGCCAGUGAGGCUGUGCAAGCCGGUGACGAAUAUCGAAGAUAUUCUGUUCACAACCCUGUCUUCAAAGCAUCGCCAAACUCCCAUCACAAUGAGAAGAUACGGUUGAUGUCCUCUUCUUGAGCACCGGCCGAAGCGGUGGAUACCAUGCGAACAGCCGCCAAUGGCGAGUCCGAUCAGACUUAGCGCAGGCGACAUAGUCACAGCAGCACAGCUCCUGAGAAAAGGUUACCAGGUACUCAAAGACCAGCACGGCGCAUGUGACGAUUACAAGCAUGUGGCUCAUGAGCUCGACAGCACGGUUCUCGCCAUCGAGCAGCUGCAACACCUCCCUUCCCUACCUGAGUACAUACCCUACGUCAAUGCCAUCAUAGCCCAAGCACAGCAAUUACUCGCCACUGCUUCCGCGACCCAGAAAAAUGUCUCUAGAUUUGAGUGGACGCUGGGCGAGAGGAGACGCAGGGGUUUCCAUCGUUCUGUACUUUCGAAAACGAGGUGGGCAAUGAGGGUUAGUCCCGAGACCAAGGAGUGCCUGCAGAGGAUUGAAGGCCAAAGUUCCGCACUCAAGUCUUUAUUAUCACAGCUUACCGCGAGUGUAUCGUUGUCUGGGCUGAAAGUGGGCCGGCAAAACCUUGCCAUUGGAACCACUAUUCUCGAAAACGUUAAAGAGGACGCUGAACGGCGUGAGCGGAAGUUCGAUCUGACCGAAGACUUCAUGGCCAAGGCACAGGUCGCUCUAGAAGCGAUCGAGAAGCAGAACGUGGCAAUGCUUCGUUCGGCGCCAAGCUUCGGCUCUGGAGCUGGAGCUGUGCUCCGGCAGAUCGACUCUCCUGAGCCCGAACCCCAGCUUAUCCAGAUACCUCCUACAAAAAAUAGGCGGCAACACCAACAUCAGUGCGGAUCCCUCGCCGUGUCAUGGUCACCGUCUUUUGUUCUGGAUCGUGCCUCUCCCAUCCGCCGAAGAGCGAAUAUGUCAGAGAAAUAUAUACCACAAUGGCCGACAUUGAACGGAGAAGCUUUGUCAGGGAGUCAGAUCCGUUUCCUCCUUGUGUUUGGGACACUCUUUGAAUUAUUUGGAGGAGCUUGUAUUCUUUCUUACCAGCUGAUUCUCUGCACCGGAUUAAUGAUUUCUCCAGCCAUCUCGAAUAUCCUACCUGACAACAUAGUGGUACGCGAUGCUCUCGGACGACGGUACAGCCUGCCAACUGCAGUCUUCAGUGACUGGCCCGUCCUCGCUGCCAUGCUCCGUUCUCAAUUCAAAGAUUGUCCAGGCUUGCUGAAUGUCGAGAGCGGGCAGUUCAAUAUGAUCGAUGAGGAUGACCCCGAACUUCCGGUCGGCCCUGGCAAUUGGACAGCAGUUGUGGUCCGUCGAAAACGGUUCAAGAUGUCUGUAGUUCUGUCUCAGUUGCAGAUGAGCAAUCAGCUGUGUGCCAAGUGUGGGGCAGCGGUUAGGACGAUGGGCGCUUCAACCUCUGCCUGUCCACGCUGUGGUCUAUUUUAUCGAUCCUCUAGAACGUACCGCAAAAGGAUACAAGCAAAAGAUAUCAGAAAGGAGCAGAAGUAUUUUGGCAAUGCUGUACUUCGUCCCCUCGAUGACGGUUUACUUCAAGUUCCUACCCCUGAACGGAGAUUUGAUUUCGAAUCCUCAAACCAGGAUUCGUAUUUGACGACCUUGUGGUUUGAAAAAGAGAUCAUUUCAACCCAUUCACACUUGGCCGGUGCUCUCGGCGACGCUUGCCAGCCGCCAAGACCACAAAUCAGCGAGCAGCCACCGAAUAAAGAGACACAUGGGAGCGGACAAGAGAUAAAUCCGGAGAACACGAUGGAAGAAGACUUGCAUCAGCAAAAUCUGGAAGAAGAAUCAGAGGAUGAAAUUCCUAACUAUGGACUGACACCUGAAUUAGAGGAAGAGAGUACCGCUGUUCGAUUGCGCGAGUUAGAAGAGAUCCGGCAUUUCAUCAGCGUCUGCAUGAAGCAGGAUGAAAGGCUCCACGAUGCAGCUCUGAAAGGCGAUGUUCGAUCACUACAGGAACUCACCAUCGGCCGUUUUGAUGUCGAUCGAGACUGUGGAGCUUGGGGGACUCCUCUUGUCGCAGCAAUAAUGGCUCGCAGUGAUGAAGCGGUUACCUUUCUCCUCGACGCAGGUGCAAAUCCUCUGUCUCAAAUUGGCCCGAUGAACAGCCCAGUCCUCGCAGCCACUCUCUUCGGCACUGCCUUUGCACUCCGUGCAGUUCUGGCCAAGGCUUCUUCGGGGCAGAGGAAGUCAAACUUGUUCCAGGAGGCCGUGGACAAAGCCCUGUUUGCAGCAAUCGAUGAAGGCCGCCCAUACCAGACGGAGGAGACGAAAGCCUUGCUGUACGCGGGUGCAAAUCCCUUUUCUUCAAUGGCUGAUCAAAGAACGGCGUUUUCUAUCUCGGUUAGCAGAGGCAACGCCGAGCUGAGGGAGAAGUUUCUGGCACAAGCAUGGGGACGCAAUCUACUUACCGACAUCGAAACGCGGCAAAUGGCUGCUUCGCUUCGCAGAACUCCUCUUCCGGACAUAUCAGAUACUUGGAUAGACACUUGCUGUCUCAACCUCCAGAUACGAAGGACAGAGAUGGUAGAGAAACGGAUAGCCUCCCGUCUUGUAGGGAAGGCAAGCUUCUCGUCUCUCAUACCGCUUUGGCGUAAUCAAAGCCGGCCAUCCACUUACACAGACCGCUUUAAGCCAGGCGACCAACCCUUCAGCUUGCCUCUAGAUAAUGCGGAGAACUCGGUGCAAAUGUUAGAUUCACCCCUUAAGAUCAACGUCGAAUUUGCACCCGACAUACCCUCGUCGAUCGAACGACCUAAGCCAAAAACUAGACUAGAUACCCUGAGACCACCGGAUUCUGGACUAGGCCGUGAUCGCCGGGUAGAUUCGGAACAAAACCACCAAGAUAUCUUAGGAAUUCCCGAAUUUCAUGUCAGAGCUCCUACUUCCGGUAGGAGUCCCGACAUCCUCAAGAGUCCCGCAACAUUCCAGUGGUUCGGGCAUGAACACGACAGACGGCGUCAUGAGAGACCGCAUGUCAGAGGAGCAAAAGAAUGCGUACAAGACGCGUACUCAAUUGGCCUGGAGUCACUGGAAGAUCAAGAUUGGAGUGAUGGAUAUAUCAACCCAGGCUGA